Molecule: messenger RNA, 961 nt
Organism: Arabidopsis arenosa
Lineage: Eukaryota; Viridiplantae; Streptophyta; Magnoliopsida; Brassicales; Brassicaceae
Source: the annotation of a GenBank genome assembly
AAAUAUCAAGAAGAGGAAGAAGAAGAAGAAGAAACUCCGCAGAGAAAAUAAAAUCCAUGGCUUCUACUUUUAGGCUCUCUAUUAGCUUCCUCACUCUCCUCCUCUUCUCUCUGUGGGUAGUGGAGGCACACACGUCAAGAAAGCUGAUAUCAAUCAAGAAAAACGAAGGUCAAGAUAUUAGUCAUUUGCUCAAAGAUGGUGAAUUCGAUGAUCCUUCAUUGUACAUGUAUUUCACACUCAAUGAUCUCAAACUAGGAACCAAAUUGCUGAUUUACUUCUACAAAAACGAUCUUCAAAAGCUUCCUCCACUUCUCACAAGACAACAAGCUGAUCUCAUUCCUUUCACUAAGUCAAAGCUUGACUUCCUUCUCGACCACUUCUCUAUCACCAAAGACUCUCCGCAAGGGAAAGCCAUAAAGGAGACUCUGGGACAUUGUGAUGCUAAAGCUAUUGAAGGUGAGCAUAAGUUUUGCGGGACUUCUUUGGAGUCUUUGAUCGAUCUUGUGAAGAAAACAAUGGGGUAUAAUGUUGACCUCAAGGUCAUGACAACUAAAGUAAUGGUACCGGCCCAAAAUUCUAUAAGCUACGCUUUGCAUAACUAUACAUUCGUCGAGGCUCCUAAGGAACUUGUUGGGAUUAAGAUGUUGGGAUGCCAUAGAAUGCCAUACCCUUAUGCUGUUUACUAUUGCCACGGACAUAAAGGUGGAAGCAGAGUCUUUGAAGUUAGUUUGGUGACGGAUGAUGGGAGACAACGGGUUGUAGGACCUGCUGUCUGCCACAUGGACACGUCCACAUGGGACGCGGAUCAUGUAGCUUUUAAGGUGUUGAAGAUGGAGCCGAGGUCAGCACCGGUUUGCCAUUUCUUCCCUCUAGACAACAUUGUGUGGGUAACAAAAUAAGAAAACAGACUUAGCUCUAUAUAUAAUGUGAGUAUGUGUUGUAAUAACUAUGGUUUGAAAGA